Molecule: messenger RNA, 551 nt
Organism: Saccostrea cuccullata (small rock oyster)
Lineage: Eukaryota; Metazoa; Mollusca; Bivalvia; Ostreida; Ostreidae
Product: gem-associated protein 2-like
Exons: 4
Biological process (GO): spliceosomal snRNP assembly
Cellular component (GO): SMN complex; nucleus
Source: RefSeq, a predicted model, not a curated record
CCAGUACCAGACAUUAAACGUACUUUAAAAUAGAAUUCAAAGUUUUUCGUGUAAUGACACAUUAUUUAGAAUUAUGCGUUCACUUUUUCAUGAGUGCAACUCUCCUUUUUGGCCGCUUAUGCUCAAUUUUGAUCGGGCUUGAGAUUCAUUUAAAAUCGAAAGUAGAAUAAAUACAGAGAAGAAUGGAAAGCGACGACAGUCUAGUUGACGAUGAAUUGCAGCCACAGGCACUUGCUGUCAGCGUCGAGGAUAAUGACGAUUUUGAUCUGAACAUUCCACCGACGUCUGGAAAUGAAUACUUACGCAGAGUGAGAGAGGAGGCCAAAGAUUGUCCCCAGAUAGUAGUGGCUGAUAUAGACACGUCUCCAUUCCUACAUAGACAGACAGUGAAGAUCAGAGAGUAUGGUGGUCAAUUUCCCGCACCAAAGGGAUAUACCCCUGAUUUACAAUGGCAGAAGAUGCAGACAGCCAAUUUUGCUGAACUUCGUCAGAAACUCCAAAGACAGAAAGUUCUGAUGGCAAAGAAAGGUUUACUGAAAAGAGACAAAUUG